Molecule: messenger RNA, 2409 nt
Organism: Notolabrus celidotus (New Zealand spotty)
Lineage: Eukaryota; Metazoa; Chordata; Actinopteri; Labriformes; Labridae
Product: phospholipase B1, membrane-associated
Exons: 16
Coding region: 984-2240 (418 amino acids)
Biological process (GO): phospholipid metabolic process
Cellular component (GO): brush border membrane
Molecular function (GO): retinyl-palmitate esterase activity; A2-type glycerophospholipase activity; phosphatidylcholine lysophospholipase A1 activity
Source: RefSeq, a predicted model, not a curated record
AGUUGACAGCAAAAAGAAAUGACAGAAAGGAAGAUAAAAGGGUUAAGACUGCUUACAGAUUUUAAAAAAGCAAUGUUGAAAGACUAAGACGAUAAAUGAAUCAAACAAUUAAAAGAUCACAAAUAUAAGAUAUAAAAAUAUAGAAAUGUAAAAUAAUAAAAACCUGCAAGUGGUACUGCCAGAACAAUAAUAAAAACAUCUGGAUUAAAACACGCUCAGGUGGCAUAAAAGCAGAUCAAUAAAAAUGUGUUUUUAAAAGAGAUUUAAAAGAGGAUAAAGAAGUGCUCAAAGCAUCUCAGCUGCAAAUCAAUCAGUCUAAAUAGUCAUUUUUAUACCAACAAGCCCUGAAUCCUGGAAACAGAUGAUGCAACACAAAGAACAAUGUUGAUCUGAAUUAAAAAAUAAUUUACUUGUAGCAGGCUAAAAUACUUGAAAUUGGAGAACACUUUCGUAUUUGUCACUUUUUCAGGAAGGGUUGUGAGGGUGAAGCAGGUCAGUGAGAUAGGAGGGGGCCAGGUUAUGGAGGGCUUUGUAAGUCACGAGGAGGAGUUGACCGAUAUCUCAUCUUUAUUUCAUGAAUGUCAUAAAGUAGUCACUUUUACACAUUAAAAUCUUCAUCCUACUCAUAAUAAUAGACGGAAGAUCAAGACAGCUGACAGUAGCCUUGGAUUUUGCAUAAAUGCAAAUUAAUUACAUUUAAUAUUGAACCUUAUUAUAGAGUAAACCUCCCUGUGAAUUCACCUUAUUAAUUUCUUUGAAAUCCGGUCCACACAGAUACUUUAACUGACUUGCUUGCAAAUACAAAUCGAUUAUCUGCAGUAUAUUACUCUGGCUGGUGACACUGAUGAAUGCAAAGGUCAAAGAUAAGACUCAUUACCCAUAAGGACUCAUCAUUCAAAGGUUGAAUAAUAAAUCUUUGAAGCAACAGGUCAGCCUCUUGUUCUGCUGUUUUGAUUUGAACGUCUUGUUGAUACAAAGCCAGCAUGCUGCUCUGUGCGCUGUUUGCUGCCUUUAUAUUUGUCACAUGUCCUGUGGGUGCCCACCCACCGAGCGAAGAAGGAGAAGUUUUCAACCAGGAUGUCUUUGGAACAGAUUUCCUUCAGCAUCGUCUGCAUCCUCAGUUCAGCUGCCCUGACAUGAGUCCGUCUCCCUCUGUCCCCACGUCAGUUGAAUUUGUCAAAGCUGCGGACGUCAAAGUCAUUGCUGCACUGGGAGACUCUUUAACCACAGCUAUUGGUGCCAACGGUUCGUCAAUACUAGCGAUCCCUUUUGAAUUUCGUCAGGUGUCUUGGAGCAUCGGAGGAUACGGGACUUAUCAGAAUGUCAUAACACUGGCAAAUAUUUUCAAACUCUUCAAUCCCAAACUGCUGGGUCCUUCACCUGUCAUGACUUUCCAUGGCAGCCCGACUACUGUCAAUGAGACUGGAUUCAACUUUGCCGUCACCGGACACAACACUCUAAAUGUCUCAGAUCAGAUCAGACACAUGAUUGACACGUUCAAGUCCUAUCCAGGUCUGAACUUCCAAGAGGACUGGAAGGUGGUGACGAUGCUGAUCGGAAUGAACGACAUCUGUGAUUACUGCAAAGACAAAGUCAGAGUUUUAAAGUGUUUGUUCUCUUCUCUCUUCUCUCCUGAUAACUUCAUCCACUACAUGACAGAAGCUCUGGACAUGAUGAUGAAUGAGAUCCCCAGGACGAUCGUGAACGUUGUGCAGAUCCUUCAGAUGAGGCCCCUCCGAGAAGUUCAGAGACCAUCUCUGGGGUGUCAGCUACAAAAGAGGUUCUGCUCUUGCCUCGUCCAACCCCAAGACAAUUCCACUGAGCUGGAGGAGCUGGUGGAGAUUAACAAUGAGUUCCAGACGAGAUUAGAAAAGAUUCUUGACAGCGAUCGUUUCUUCAAAAAGGACUUUGCCGUCAUUCUGCAGCCUUAUUUAGAGAAAGCAGAACCACCAAGACUUCCCGAUGGGACUAUUGACUUGAGCUUCUUCACUGCAGAUUGUUUCCACUUUACUGUUAAAGGACACGAGGAGCUGGCAAAGGGGCUGUGGAACAACAUGUUCCAGCCUGUUGGAAAGAAAGACAAAAUAAACACAUUUUCAGAAUCGGUCAAACUCAUCUGCCCGCCAAAGGAACAUCCAUACAUCUACACCAGACCCCGAGUUGAUUCUUCUGCAGCGAGGCUGAGACAUGUGGGUGCAUUGACACUGAUUCCUCUGCUCCUUGUGUUUAGUAUUCUGUAAAUUAUCAAGCAGAGAUGCUGACACUGUGUGGGAUGAGGGUUUGAUUUCCCAUGAAGCCUCAGCCGUGGAAACAGGGAACUUCUAUUUGUGUCAAAGACUUUUACCAAAUCAGGAGAAUCAUUUGAUUGUUUAACAAUGGGUUAUAAUAAACUACAUAUUCAUGAUGAAA